Molecule: messenger RNA, 2295 nt
Organism: Rotaria sp. Silwood1
Lineage: Eukaryota; Metazoa; Rotifera; Eurotatoria; Philodinida; Philodinidae
Source: the annotation of a GenBank genome assembly
AUGCAUAUGUUUCCACUUGGACGUGUUGUUUAUAUGCCUUUGUCAACUUCAACUGGUACUACUACUGCAGCCACAACAACUCUGUUAGGACCCGUACCCACAGAUUUUCCAUCAUCAACAAUUCCUCUAUAUAAUACUACACUCUUAAGCAACCCAUUCAACUUGUGCGCAACUACGAAGUUUGAACACAAUGCACUUCAACAAGCAUUGCCGACUCUAUCUCAUGGGUAUAAGAGAAUGCGCGAUGAUCUUCACGACACGCAACAAUCAGUUUGGCCUAAAAAACGAUCUAAACUAUCACCAGCACAUUCUUCUUCAUUUUCGGCGAAUCAAUCAUCAACAAAUAAUAAUAAUAAUAAUAAUAAUAACAACAGUAACAAUAAUGGCGAUGGUUCAUCACCAUCAUCAAAGAAUGCACUUAUGCUAUUACAUGAACUUAAACCUUCUGUUGAAUAUAAACUUGUUGCACAAACAGGUCCAUCUCAUCGACCAAUAUUUACAAUGGCUGUUGAAGUUAAUGGACAAGUAUUUGAAGGCAUGGCUCAAACAAAAAAAGAAGCAAAACAAGCCGCUGCUGAAAAAGCUCUUCGUUCAUUUUCUGAUUUACCAUUUCAACUACCUGAGGAUGUAGCUAGUGAAUCUGAAGCAACAACAACAACAGCAACAAUUAAUACUGAUAAUAAUGUAACAAAUGAUAAUUCUUCAUUAUUGAGUGAAAAUAAUGAUAGUAGUCAACGAGCUACACAAAGUCCUAAUGUUGUAGAACCGCGUGAAAUUCAAAGUGGUUUAAGUCCACUUUAUCUUCUUAAUCAACUAAAACGUGAUGCACAAUUUGAAGCCAUAACCGAUGAAACAUCAUCAUUAUCAACAACAAUAAAUGAACAACGCGAAUUUAAAUUUGCUGUUAUUGUUGAUGGACAACGUUUCAUUGGUAUCGGACGUAACAAAAAAAUAGCUAAAACAAGAGCUGCACAACUUGCAUUAGAAAAAUUAUUUGGUAUGUGUUUUGAUAAAGAAGGUGGUAUUCCAAUAGAAAGUGAUACUCUUCCAACUGAUCUAUCUUAUUCACGUCGUGAUCUUGCCGAUCGUAUUGCAUCAUGUAUACAAGAAAAAUUUAAUCAAUUAACUCAUAAUGAUGUACGUCUUCAACGACGUAAAGUUUUAGCUGGUGUCGUUCAAACACGUAAUUAUGAUCUUGAAACAAUGGAAGUUAUUUGUAUAACAACAGGAACAAAAUGUAUUAGUGGUGAUCGUCUUACACUUAAUGGUCAAUCAUUGAAUGAUUGUCAUGCUGAAAUAAUAGCACGUCGUUGUCUUAUUCGUUAUUGUUAUCAACAAUUAAAAUUAUUAAUCGAGGAAACCAAUCAUGAAUCAAUUUUUGAAAAAAUCCCAGAUAGUGAUCGAUUUCGACUUAAAUCAUCAAUUGCUUUUCAUCUAUAUAUUUCUACAUCACCUUGUGGUGAUGGUCGUCUUUUCGCACCACAAGAAUCUUCAUCUGAACAAUCUUCGUCGACAACAGUAAAUCAAGAUCCAAAUAAUAAACAAAUAGGACAUUCAUUAAGAAAAUCUCGUGGUUUAUUAAGAACAAAAAUUGAAGCAGGUGAAGGAACUAUACCUGUUAUGGCGAGAACUUUAUAUCAAAGUAUGCAAACAUGGGAUGGAAUAUUGGGCGGUGAAAGACUUUUGACAAUGUCUUGUUCAGAUAAAUUAUGUCGAUGGAAUUUUAUUGGUUUACAAGGUGCCUUAUUAAGUGUAUUGAUUGAGCCAAUUUAUUAUGCAAGCAUUAUUAUUGGAAGUCUUUAUCAUAGUGAACAUAUUCGAAGAGCAUUAUUUGCUCGUAUUGAACAUUCAGUUAAAAACAUUCCAGCUCCGUAUGGUUUACGUCGGCCGUUCAUAUCUGGUGUUAGUAGCCCAGAAAUGAGAACUACUUCUCGAGCACCGAAUCAUGCUUUUAUAUGGAAUUGUGUUGAUCAAAAAUGUGAAAUUGUUGAUACUUUAAAUGGUCUAACAACUUCUCGUGAAUCAUCUGUUAUAUCAAAAGCAGCGUUGUUUCAACAAUGGUUAACAUUAAUGAAACAAAUUAAAUCAGACACAAUAUCAACUAUCUAUUGUGAUGCUAAACAAUUAGAAGUCAAUUAUCAAACAGCUAAAAUGGAGAUCAAUAAAGCCUUUCAAAAAAGUGGAUUCGGUUUAUGGAUUAUAAAACCACAUGAACAAGAUGAGUUUGAUUUAUCUUCUUACGAUGCAGUGCUGCUUCGUCAAAACACUCAAUCUAUUCCGCCGUCCAUGGACUAA